Molecule: messenger RNA, 3336 nt
Organism: Chrysochloris asiatica (Cape golden mole)
Lineage: Eukaryota; Metazoa; Chordata; Mammalia; Afrosoricida; Chrysochloridae
Gene: CEBPZ
Product: CCAAT/enhancer binding protein (C/EBP), zeta
Exons: 16
Coding region: 16-3201 (1061 amino acids)
Cellular component (GO): nucleus
Source: RefSeq, a predicted model, not a curated record
UGUGCUUUGCUAACCAUGGCUGCAGCUAAGAAACCUUUGGAAUUUCAUGCCAGUAGGCCUUGGGGACCGGAGGAAGGGGUAGAAGAUCCGGACGAGGACGACGAGGACGACAACGAUGAAGCCGAAACUGGGUUCUCCCUGGAGGAAGUGUUACGGCUUGGAGGCACCAAGCAAGAUUACCUUAUGCUGGCUACGUUGGAUGAGAAUGAGGAAUUGGUGGAUGGUGGUAAAAAAGGAGCAAUUGAUGAUCUUCAACAAGGUGAACUGGAAGCAUUCAUUCAGAAUCUUAGUUUGGCUAAGUAUGCAAAAACUUGCUUAAUUGAAGAAGAAGAUGAACGGGCUAAAAAAAAAAAUGCCAGUAAAAAAGAAGCAAAGGCAUCUAAAAUCGAUAGUAAAAAACAUAACACAGUGGAAAGUGAAAGGGCAUCAAUCGAUAAGAUCAAAAGUAAGAAGAGACCAGAACAACAUCCUGGUGAGAACAGCAGCACCUUGCCAAAAGUAAAAAAAGAUAAGCAACAAGACAUUUUUGAAUUUUUUGAGAGACAGACGUUGCUGCUGAAACCUGGGGGGAAAUGGUAUGAUCUGGAGUAUAGCAAUGAAUUUUCUCUGGAUCCCCAGGCACAAGAUGUUGUGUCGAAGUACAAAGCCUUAGCUCAGAAGUUGUAUGAGCAUGAAAUCGACUUAUUCAAAAGUAAGACACAUCAUCAAAAGGGAGGCUCCUCUACCUGGAUGAAAGCAAUAGUGUCAUCGGGGACACUGGGUGACAGAAUGGCUGCCAUGAUUCUUCUUAUUCAGGAUGAUGCAGUCCACACACUCCAAUUUGUAGAAACUCUCUUGAACCUCGUUAAAAAGAAGGGCAGCAAACAGCAGUGCCUCAUGGCUUUGGAUACUUUCAAAGAGUUGCUCAUUACAGACCUUUUGCCAGACAGUCGAAAGCUACGGAUUUUCAGCCAGCAUCCUUUCAACAAACUGGAAGAGCUGUCCAGUGGCAACAAAGACUCAAGAGAUAGAAGAUUGAUACUAUGGUAUUUUGAACACCAGUUAAAACACUUAGUGGCUGAAUUUGUGCACACCUUGGAAACAUUAAGUCACGAUUCAUUAGUAACCACUAAAACUCGAGCUCUUACAGUGGCUCAUGAGCUUCUUUGUAACAAACCUGAAGAAGAAAAGGCUCUUCUCGUGCAGGUGGUAAAUAAACUGGGAGAUCCUCAGAAUAGAAUUGCCACAAAAGCCUCCCACCUUUUAGAGAUAUUACUUUCUAAACAUCCGAAUAUGAAAGGAGUCGUUUGUAGUGAAGUUGAAAGGCUACUCUUUCGUACAAAUAUCAGCCCUAAAGCUCAAUAUUAUGCCAUUUGUUUUUUAAAUCAGAUGACCCUCUCCCAUGAAGAAAGUGAGUUGGCUAACAAAUUAAUCACUCUCUAUUUUUGUUUUUUUCGGACUUGUAUCAAGAAAAAAGAUAUUGAGUCCAAAAUGUUAAGUGCACUUUUAACAGGAGUGAAUAGGGCAUACCCCUAUUCCCAGACUGGUGAUGAAAAAGUGAGGGAGCAGCUAGAUACACUGUUUAAAGUGCUACAUCUAGUGAAUUUCAGUACCAGUGUGCAGGCUUUAAUGUUGCUGUUCCAAGUAAUGAAUUCUCAACAGUCAAUAUCGGAUCGCUAUUAUGCAGCAUUAUAUAGGAAAAUGUUGGAUCCAGGAUUAUUGUCGUGUUCCAAGCAAGCCAUGUUUCUUAACCUUGUUUAUAAGUCUCUGAAAGCUGACAUCAUAUUGCGCAGGGUGAAGGCUUUUCUGAAGAGGUUACUUCAAGUUACUUGUGAACAGAUGCCGCCAUUCAUAUGUGGAGCUUUAUAUCUUGUUUCUGAGAUACUUAAAGCAAAGCCAGCUUUAAGAAGUCAACUAGAUGAUCAUCCAGAGUCUGAUGGUGAAGAAAAUUUUGUUGACAUAGGAGAUGAUGAAGACGUGGAAAAAUUCACUGAUGCUGACAAAGAAACAGACAAAGUCACAGAAGUUGAGACUGAAGAAGCCAUGUCUGAAAGUCAAAAGGAAAGUAAAACACCAAAGUCAGCUUCCUGGGUACACUUUAAUAAUUUGAAAGGUGGCAAACAAGUAAAUACAUACGAUCCAUUCAGUAGAAACCCAUUGUUCUGUGGAGCCGAACAUACAAGUCUUUGGGAACUCAAAAAGCUAUCUGAGCAUUUUCAUCCCUCUGUGGCCCUUUUUGCAAAGACUAUCCUUCAGGGAAAUUAUAUUCAGUAUUCAGGAGACCCACUACAGGAUUUCACCCUAAUGCGGUUCUUGGAUCGAUUUGUAUACCGAAAUCCAAAGCUGCAUAAAGGCAAAGAAAACACAGACAGUGUUGUGAUGCAGCCAAAAAGGAAGCAUUUUAUAAAGGAUAUCCGUAGUCUUGCUGUGAACAGUAAGGAGUUCCUUGCAAAGGAAGAAAGCCAAAUACCUGUGGAUGAAGUGUUUUUCCACAGGUACUAUAAAAAAGUUGCUAUUAUUAAAGAGAAACAAAACCGGCAUGCAGAUGAAGAAAGUAUAGAAGAUGUGGAUGAUGAUGAAUUUGAAAAAAUGAUUGAUACAUUUGAAGAUGAUAAUUGUUUCACCUCUGGAAAGGAUGACCUUGAUUUUGCUGGAAAUGUGAAAAAAAAACCAAAAGGAGCUAAGGAUAACCCAGAACAUGAAGAUUCAGAAGGUAGUGAUGAAGAUUUCGAUAACCUGGAUGAUGAUGAAGUUUCUUUAGGAAGUAUGAAUGAAGAAUUUGCUGAAAUUGAUGAAGAUGGAGGAACAUUCAUGGAUGUAUUAGAUGAUGACAGUGAAGGCAUUCCAGAACUUGAUGGUGAGGACCACUCCAAAGUUAGUACCAAGAGUCACAAAAGAAAAGGUGUAAAUGACUUUGACUUUGCUGGAUCAUUUCAAGGACCCAGGUGCAAAAAAAAAAGGAAUUUUAACGACUCCAACCUAUUUGUAUCUGCUGAAGAGUUUGGACAUCUAUUGGAUGAAAAUAUGGGAUCCAAGUUUGAUAAUAUUGGCAUGAAUGCCAUGGCUAACAAAGAUAAUGCAAGUUUCAAGCAGCUUAAAUGGGAGGCUGAACGUGAUGACUGGCUACACAACAGAGAUGUAAAAAGUAUCAUCAAGAAAAAGAAAAAUUUCAAAAAAAAGAAGUUGAGAACCACUCAAAAUACUAAAAAGCAAAGAAAGUAGUGUUUUUUAAAUAUUUGUAAAUUAAAAUUUUACUUACUCCUAAUUUUUGCUAUUUAGCCAUUUUUCUUGAUCUUCCACUCUAGUUCCAUAUAUUCCAGCUUGUUCAAUGGAUUUAUAAUAAACUAUAAAUAAAAA